CUUUUAUUUUCCUCCAUAUAGUAACUCAUUGGAGCUUUAUUGAAUUUAAUUUCCACAAUAUUUAUGUAGCUUUUGAUUACGCGUGCAACUUUUAAAAAUCUGCAAAAUCCUUACAAGUUGACUGGACAAUCUUAAUGUUGAAUCCAUGGCACUUUUACCAAAUGAUAUUAUUCAUGGCAAUCAUACCUGCUGAGUUGUUUUAAUAAAAUAAUAAGUUUUGGUUGGCAGAUACAUUUCAUGAAGUCAAGAGGAAAUGUGAUUGGAGAAAGGGGACUCAAGGAAGAGGAACUAGGGGUGGUCAAGGAAACUUUUCUGAUGCUGUUGGUGGGAGGAAUGUGGCUACCCGAAGGGAAAAUGGAGUUGUUCGCAUGACAGACAGAAGUGCUUCGAACUCGUUACACUCUGUGCAGAAAAAAAAUAACACUGCAGUGAAUCCUGUGACAAAAGAUUUAACUACCACUUCCUGUGACCCUUCAACUCUUUCCAAUAGGAGUUCUAUUCGCAGCCAUGGUCCGCAGCUGCUUGCUGCUGCUGAUGCAGGUAGUACAGCUCACACUGUGAAGUCAGAUUCUUUCCUACCACCUGCAGCAUGUCCACCAUUGCCUAUGCAAGUUUCUGUCUCUGUAAUGCUAUCCAAGGAAGGAAAGUCCACAACAUUUUUUAAUGGCCUCCCAGCUUCUACCACUCUAGCAUCUGUAUCUGGCUCUGUAUCUUCUUCUUCAGACCCCAUAUUGGCCCCUUCUAUGACUAGAAAUCCUGGUUCUGUUGGUACAAUUAAACAUGAAGUGGGUUGCCAGCGGAAAGCUGCUGAACAGAAUAAUAUUCAAGGAAACAAAAAAAUUUCUCUGAGUAAAUCAAAGGCAGUUGGAAAGAGUCAGUUGUCUGAAUCUCUGCAGCCCUCGACUUUGUCUACAUAUAAUGAUUCUUUGGUUGUCAGGUCUUCUGCUAGUGAUAGCCAUUCAUCAGAGGAGUUGGCUAAAUCUUUAAAAACAGCAGUCUUGUCUGAAGAUGCUCAAGCUAAACUCAGUUCUCAGUUGCUGCCAGAACCAUCCAUCACUUCUGGACAUGUUAAAUUUCCAAAUCACUUUAAAGUCCCUGAAGCGUUAAAAAGUGGUUUAACUUUUGGAAGCUUUGAAUCAAAUUCUGGACCAGGAAAGGAAUAUAUCAAUGGUGGUUUGACUUUUGGAAGCUUUGAUUCUAAUUCUGGGCCAAAAACAAAAUGUAGCAAUGCUAUUGAUGGUGACAUAAACUCCACACUUGCUGUUGAACUGACACAUUCAACUGUUGAAAAUGCCAGACCUUUUAGCAAUGAUAGUGGAUCGUCACCUAUGCAAGUUGAUCAUUCUUAUCAACCAGAGUCCCCUCAACCUGUGGUUGAAAAAGUGCUAAUAUCAGAGGAUAAUAAUGCACCGGGUGCAGACUCGAAGGUUGUUCAAUCAAAGCAGGAUGCAAUGUUGCUUCCAGAAUGCCAUCAGAACUCAACUGUUCAAAUUUCCCCAAGCUAUGGUUUUGGGAUCAUGCCACCCUUGCAGGCUGCUCACCCUGUACCAUUUGUAGGACAUGAGACUCAGGCACCGGAUGUUUCUCAACUUUCAGGCUUUGUUGGUGAGAAUGCUAUGGCUACAUCGACUUCAAGUCUGAGUCAAUCGAUGCAGCACACUGUUGCUGCUUCUCUGCACCCACUUCUUUUCAGGCCACCAUAUCCUCUUAACUAUCUUCAGUAUGGGCAUUACUUCAAUCCGUAUUUUUUGCCACCAAUGCACCAAUUCUUGAGCCACAAUGGGCUUCCUCAACAGCCAUUGACUGGCAAUGCAUUUCUUACAUUAGCACCUGCUGCUGCUGGUGUCAAGUUCCCAUUCCCUCUUCCACAAUUUAAGCCCGGAACUACUGCCAGAAACCCAACUCCAGUUGCACUCCCAGCUUUAUAUGGAUCAUAUGGCUCUUCCCCUAUGGGCUUCAAUCCUGGUCCAGCUGUAUCCCCUGGAAGCUCUGCUGGUAAUGAUGAUCUAUCAGCAUUUCAGUUGAAGGAAAGAAAUAUCUACACUACAGGAUCACUGAGCGAAGUUUCAUCUUGGAUUCCUCCACCUGGGCAAGAUAUAUCCAGCUUGCAGCUCAGUUCCUUGUACCAACUUCACCCUCAGGGACAGCACCUCACCUUCUCUCCUCCACAGGCUGGGCAUGGUACCUUUCCUGGAUUUUACCCACCAUUGCAAACAAUGGCUGCACCUUCAACUGUUAACCAACUCAUGCAACAGUCACAGGCUAUGCCUGCAACUGCUGAACCUGUGGUACCCUCAUCUGGUCCUUACCAGCAGUCUCAACAUACACAGAUCAACUGGAACUCUUAGCUACUCAAGCAUAUGAAACCUCUAUUAAUGGCCCCAGCAUAAAGCCUGAGACAAGGGAAGUGUUAGAGAGCUUGGAAGUGUACAUGUAAAUGCGGCUGCAAUGCUUAGGUUAAUAUGAUAGGUGGGGAGGAGAUAGAACGCUGACCUUUUUCAAUAUCAAAAUGAUAGGUUCAUGUCUUUUUGCUGCUCUUCUUAAUUUGUGCUCUUUUCCUUAGCAUCUGCCCUGCUUGGGGUGGACUUCUAUUGUUUAUUAAUUCCAAUAGAUGAUGAAGGAAUUUAAUAGGUUGAGAGUAGGUGGGAUUUAUCAAUUUUUGCUUUCAGGCGUCGCAACUGUAAAUUGAAUUUUGAGGAAUGGCGAGAUAUACUGCACUGGGAUUCGCACUU
Populus euphratica (Euphrates poplar) is the source of this 2732-nucleotide messenger RNA. RefSeq lists its product as uncharacterized. The transcript is spliced from 8 exons. The record is from RefSeq and is a predicted model, not a curated record. Gene Ontology annotation, cellular component: nucleus. Bases 369 to 2348 code for a protein of 659 amino acids. Lineage: Eukaryota; Viridiplantae; Streptophyta; Magnoliopsida; Malpighiales; Salicaceae.